CUCACCAUGAGCUACUCGAUGGUCUUGUACGCCGUCGGCGUUCUCGUCGCGUUUGCUCUCUACAAGUUAGUGCCGCACGUAUACGGUAUACUCACAUCGCCCCUUCGACAUCUCCCUGGCCCGCCGACCGAGAGCUUGAUCUGGGGAAACAUGGAGCUCAUACAGAGGGAAGAAAACUCGGUGCCUCAAGAACGAUGGGUGCAGCAGUACGGGCCUGCCAUUGCCUACAAAGGCGUCUUCGGCAUGUGGCGUUUGUGGACGGUAGACACCCGUGCGCUGAACCAUAUCAUGACGCACCAUACCAUCUACCAGCGUCCGCUGCCCGCCAGGUACGGGAUCUCCCGCGUUGUUGGCCCCGGUGUCCUCGUGGCUGAAGGUGAACAGCACAGGCGCCAGCGCCGCGUGAUGAACCCUGCUUUCGGCCCGGCGCAGGUUCGCGAACUCACGGAGAUCUUCACGGAAAAGUCGAACCAGUUGCGGGACUGUUGGCUCGGGGAGAUAUCCAAGAACGGCGGCGCGUCUGCGCAGGUGAACGCGCUCCCGUGGCUCGGUCACGCGACACUGGACAUCAUCGGCCGCGCGGGCUUCGGGUACGACUUCGAUGCGCUCAACCCGACGGGGGAGACCAACGAGCUGAGCGAGGCGUUCUCCACGCUCUUCACGGUGCCCCAGGGAAAUCGGCGUUUCUUCGCGUUCCUGCAGGGGAGCGUUCCCCUGUUGCGGCUCAUCAAAACAGAGAACGACCGCAGGGCUGAGCAGUCGCAGGCAACCAUGCGUCGCAUCGGUAUGCAGCUCAUCCGGGAGAAGAAGGCGGCGAUCAUGGCAGAGACCCUCGAGAAGGGCCGGGGCGUCGAACGCAAGGACAUAAGGGAGCGCGACCUGCUCACACUCCUCAUUCGCGCAAACAUGGCGACGGACAUCCCCGAGGACCAGCGACUGACCGACGACGAGGUUCUUGCGCAGGUCCCGACGUUCAUCGUCGCCGGCCACGAGACGACGAGCACGGCGACGACCUGGGCGCUGUUCUCGCUCACUCAACGGCCCGACGUGCAGCGCAAGCUGCGCGAGGAGCUGCUGCAGGUGGCCACGGACAGUCCGACGAUGGACGAGCUGAACGCGCUGCCGUACCUGGACGCAGUCGUGCGCGAGACGCUGCGGCACCACUCGCCGGUGCCGGCGACGACACGCGAGGCGUUCGAGGACGACGUCAUCCCGGUGGACACGCCGUACAUGGACAGGUACGGCAGGGUGCGCGAGCACAUCGAGGUCAAGAAGGGCGACCUCGUCUUCCUGCCCAUCCUCGCGCUCAACCGGCGCAAGGAGAUCUGGGGCGAGGACGCGCACGAAUUCAAGCCUGAGCGUUGGGAGCACAUCCCCGAAGCGGCGGCAAAUGUACCUGGUGUGUGGGGCAACCUGCUCACGUUCAUUGGCGGGCCGCGGGCGUGCAUCGGCUACCGGUUUUCUCUCGUCGAGACCAAAGCGCUGCUCUUCGCGCUUGUACGCGCCUUCGAGUUCGAGCUCGCCGUCCCGGCUGAGAGCAUCAAGAAGCGCAGCAGCAUCACGACGCGCCCCGUCAUCACCGGGCCCGAUGGUAAGUCCAAGGGCUCGCUCCCGCUUAUUAUCCGGCCGUACAGAGCGUAGUCGCUGUGGCGCACGGGAUCCGGGAUGUGGAAAACAGAAUGUCUGGGUACAGCUAGCGAUAUUGGACACCUGGUUUGUUAAGAUAUUUAAAAUAAGCUGUUUAAAAAGCGGCACAGGGACUUCGUUGGGUAGAAGUGUCGCGUUGUAAUAGCGUAUUCGCCUGUAUCGAUAGGUCCUCCUUCCUCUGCAGCAAGGAUUGAGUCAACUCUGAC
Molecule: messenger RNA, 1853 nt
Organism: Phanerochaete carnosa HHB-10118-sp
Lineage: Eukaryota; Fungi; Basidiomycota; Agaricomycetes; Polyporales; Phanerochaetaceae
Exons: 8
Coding region: 151-1641 (496 amino acids)
Molecular function (GO): heme binding; monooxygenase activity; iron ion binding
Source: RefSeq, a predicted model, not a curated record